Thlaspi arvense is the source of this 591-nucleotide messenger RNA. The record is from the annotation of a GenBank genome assembly. NCBI's taxonomy places the organism in Eukaryota, Viridiplantae, Streptophyta, Magnoliopsida, Brassicales, Brassicaceae.
AUGGCAACGGCGUCGUUUAACAUGCAAUCAGUCUUCGCCGGUGGAUUGACCACUCGCAAGAUCAACACCAACAAGCUUUUCUCCGCCGGAAACUUCCCUAAUCUCAAGAGGAAUUAUCCCGUGGGAGUGAGGUGCAUGGCUGAGGGAGAUCCCACGAAAGACGAGUCUGCACCUUCGACCUCGGCGGCUCAGCCUUUGCCUAAGUCAUCGUCACCUCCUCCUCCUCCAACUCCUAUUAAACCUAAGGUGAGCACCAAGUUUACCGACUUGCUAGCGUUUAGCGGUCCAGCACCAGAGAGGAUAAACGGACGUUUAGCGAUGGUUGGGUUCGUUGCGGCGUUAGCGGUUGAACUAUCCAAAGGUGAAAACGUUUUCGCUCAGAUCUCCGACGGUGGAGUCUCGUGGUUCCUCGGCACAACGGCUAUCUUGACUCUCGCGUCUCUUGUGCCGCUUUUCAAGGGCAUAACAGUCGAGUCAAAAUCCGACGGUUUCAUGACGUCAGACGCUGAGCUUUGGAACGGGCGUUUCGCUAUGCUCGGUUUGGUCGCUUUGGCGUUCACUGAGUUCGUCAAGGGUGGGACCCUUGUCUGA